AUGGCAGCAGCAGUCUCCGUGGCGACAUCAGCCUCCGUGGCAGCAACAACCUCCAAGGGCUACCACGAUCACUUUGACGAGUACAAGGGCCGGAAUCUCACCCAGCAGGAAAUCCAGAUGCUGAAGAACCACCAGCGACAGAUGGAGGAGCAUCAGGGCCACGAGCAGCAGCACGCCCAGAUGGCCUUCAUCUUGAUCACUGCCCUCAUCACCUCGCAAAUCGCGAUCCUGUCGUGGAAAAAGUUCCAUCCGCGUUCCUUCAACUGGGCCACUCUCAUCGGUCUCUGGAUUAUACCUCCCUUAAUCGGGCUCCGGAGCGGCUCCUAUCGGUAUCUCUUUUUUUGGGCCCUCUAUUCCGUCGCCAACUCGUUCAUUGUCAAGCGCGCAUACGAGUCGCCGCUCAGCUCGUCGACCCCAGGCCUGGUCUACAACUGGUAUGCCUGGAUCUACUCGAUCUCGUAUGCCAUCGGCAUUUUUGGCUAUGCCAUCGUUGCCGCUGCGUUUUUCCACAUCCCCGCCUUGCUCUUUGGCGUCGACAUCGAAGGCGAGUCCCUCAUUGUCCAGCGCGGCAUUGUCUUGAUCUUCUACGGCCUGUAUUUCGGCACCCUCAGCCGUGACUUUGUCGAGAGGCUCUCCGAUCGCAUGGCCACCAAGAUCGGCUACUACAAUCCCAAGGGCAUUCCUCACAAGCAGCUCCACCAGGACGUCUGUGCAAUUUGCGGCGAGAGUACCGGUCUCCUCGACUCGACUGCUGCUGCUACUGCUGCCCGCCCUCGCAAAGGCCCCAUCGAGAUCGGGGCAUCCAGCCUCGCAGAGCCCAACAACCCCGCCACCAUCUGGGCCCAGCUUCUGCGGUCGGGUUAUCGGCUUGGCGUUGGCCUUCUUGGCGACGACGGGAAAUUGCACAAGUUGACCUGUGACCACACCUACCAUGAAUCCUGCAUUCGGGGCUGGACCAUCAUCGGCAAGAAAGACUGCUGUCCGUACUGCAAAGAAAAGGUCGAUCUACAGGACUUUUCGCGCAAUCCCUGGGACACCACCCAGAUCCUGUAUCUCAACCUGCUAGAUGCCCUGCGGUACAUGGUCGUCUGGAACCCCAUCAUUUUGAUCAUCGUGCAUUUCAUCUUCAACGUCUUUGGCUACAAGUGA
This is a messenger RNA of Polychytrium aggregatum, 1149 nucleotides long. RefSeq lists its product as uncharacterized. Gene Ontology annotation, cellular component: Golgi membrane; endoplasmic reticulum membrane. The transcript has 3 exons. The coding region runs from base 1 to 1149 and encodes 382 amino acids. The record is from RefSeq and is a predicted model, not a curated record. Lineage: Eukaryota; Fungi; Chytridiomycota; Chytridiomycetes; Polychytriales. Gene Ontology annotation, molecular function: metal ion binding; ubiquitin protein ligase activity.